Molecule: messenger RNA, 1467 nt
Organism: [Candida] anglica
Lineage: Eukaryota; Fungi; Ascomycota; Pichiomycetes; Serinales; Debaryomycetaceae
Source: the annotation of a GenBank genome assembly
AUGGCACCGAAACCUUCCCAGCCUUAUGCUUCAGUUCCUCAAAAUGAAUCUGGGUCAAGGGAAUCGGAAGAGUUUGAGUUACAGUCCAUUAAUUCUCUAGAUUUCGAAAUACCCCAAGAAUCGCACAUUGAAGAAGACGUUGUCAAUGAAGAUACCCAACCAAAAUCAAAUAUGAGAAUGGCAUUUAUGAACAUGGCUAACUCAAUUCUUGGCGCCGGUAUAAUUGGACAACCAUAUGCAUUUAAAGAAACCGGUGUGGUAGGAGGAAUAGUGGUGUUGAUUCUAUUGACGUGGUUAAUCGAUUGGACCCUUCGAUUGAUUGUCAUAAACGCGUCUUUAGCUCAUACUCGUUCUUAUCAGGAUACAGUUAUGUAUUGCUUUGGCAAAUAUGGCCGAGGACUUCUUCUAUUUGCCAUCAGUUCCUUUGCAUAUGGGGGAUGUAUGGCCUUUUGUGUGAUUAUAGGUGAUACCAUUCCUCAUGUGCUUAAGGCAUUUAUUCCUCAUUCUAUCACUCAUAGUGCUGCACUUUCAUGGCUUUUCCAUAGAAAUACCAUUACGGUAUUGUUUACUACUUGCAUCUCGUAUCCCUUGUCACUUAAUCGUGACAUCUCGAAGCUUGCAAAGGCUCUGGGCUUUGCCUUGGUAGGAAUGCUCAUCAUUGUGAUAAUAACAGUUAUCCGGGGUCAUUUUGUAGACCCUUCAUUGAAGGCAAAGCUUACUAUUCAAGAAUGGACGUUGAAUAUCAACGUUUUCCAAGGAAUAUCUGUCAUUUCCUUUGCAUUGGUGUGUCAUCAUAAUACUUUAUUCAUAUAUCAAUCCUUGGAAAGAGCAACUAUUGCAAAAUUCUCUAAAUUGACCCACGUUGCAUGCUUGGUAUCUAUGGUAUGUUGCUUCGUUAUGGGAGUGAGUGGAGUUUUAAACUUCGGUGGUAAUACAAAGGGUAAUAUAUUGAACAAUUUCAAGAGUGAUGAUAAUUGGAUCAACAUCGCUCGUUUCUGUUUUGGUCUUAAUAUGUUAACUACAUUCCCAUUGGAAAUAUUCGUGGUUAGAGACGUUCUUAAAGAUAUUGUUUUAGCUGGACAUAGUGAUGUUGGUAGUACUGGGAGCACUGCUCAUCUCGAAUUAUCGUCAAAGCAACAUUUCUUCAUAACUACCGUUUUAGUUGUUACAUCCAUGUCUGUAUCAUUAUUUACAUGCAACUUGGGAAUCAUAUUGGAACUUAUUGGUUCAACAUCUGCAUCUCUCAUGGCGUAUAUCAUUCCUCCAAUGUGUUAUUUAAAGCUCAAAUGGGAUUCGAUCGACUAUAAAACUAUGAACAAGUCUGAAAAACGUCUGUUUAUUCUACAGACAGUCCUUCCGACCGUCGGAUGUGCAAUUUUUGGAUUUUUGGUUAUGGUCAUUAGCUCUUACAUGAGUAUAUAUAAUAGCUUGCAUGACAAAUCUAAUGGACAUUGUGUUGCAGAUUAA